Messenger RNA from Gryllus bimaculatus (two-spotted cricket), 324 nucleotides. Lineage: Eukaryota; Metazoa; Arthropoda; Insecta; Orthoptera; Gryllidae. The record is from the annotation of a GenBank genome assembly.
CACGACUGGCGACUGGGUGACUUAGGAAAGUGUGCCUGUCUGUUGCAGAUCUCGCAGUCGAACGCGCGCGAGGUGACCCUGCGGGACGUGCAGCGCGACCUCACCGGCUUCUACAAGUGCGAGGUGUCGGCCGACGCGCCCUACUUUCACACCGAGAUCAAAUCGGGGCUCAUGAUUGUGGUCGAGCUGCCGACGGAGAAGCCGGUGGUGUGGGUGGAGAAGCUCAAGUACUCGCAGGGGGAACGCAUUCGGGCCAACUGUUCGGCGCCCGCCGCCUACCCCGCCGUCAACCUCACUUGGUAUCUCAACGGCAAGGAGGAUUAG